Messenger RNA from Hydractinia symbiolongicarpus, 2022 nucleotides. RefSeq lists its product as uncharacterized. Gene Ontology annotation, cellular component: membrane. The transcript is spliced from 12 exons. NCBI's taxonomy places the organism in Eukaryota, Metazoa, Cnidaria, Hydrozoa, Anthoathecata, Hydractiniidae. The coding region runs from base 103 to 1587 and encodes 494 amino acids. Gene Ontology annotation, molecular function: calcium ion binding. The record is from RefSeq and is a predicted model, not a curated record.
AUUAUCUUUGAUAAAGAUAGACAACUAAACUACAAUUAAGACCUAAUCACAGUUUACUUUUACGCAUGCAGUUUUGUUAAGAUGUAAAGGCAAGUUAUCGACAUGACUGGAAAGCGUUCAACGUUUUAUUGUUUGGUAUUCGCAGUUUUGCACUACAUAUGUUGCGACGUUCCUAUCACUGAUAUUUUUCGAUGUGAUUUCGAAGAUGAUGUUUGUGGUUUUACCUCUUCACCACCAAAUUUAUUUCAACGCAACAGAGGUGGGACACCUUCAAAUUUGACAGGACCCACAGCUGCACCAGAGGGUGAUUAUUACGUUUUUUACGAAGCUUCUGAGUCAGAAAAUACAGCCAUAUUUGAAAGCAAAAUUAUUGAUGCCAGAAAUGGGUGGCGAAAUUUUAGCAUUUCUUUCUGGCUGCAUGCGUAUGGAAUACACCUUGGCGGCUUAGAUUUACUAAUCGUGUCUGCAACACAGGAAGUGUUGGAAACGUUUAACAUCACUGCACCAUCAUCUGAAAAGUGGAAAACUGUGACAAAGUUUUUUAACCCAACGAAGGGUAAUGGAAACGGCUUGUUUAAGGUCCGCUUUAUGGUAACAAGAAAAGGUUACAGUGCUGAUUUUGCGUUGGAUUCUUUAUGGAUUGGAGCUUACAUGGACUACUAUCCAGUUACUUGUACUGCAACUAAAUGCGCACCGAAUUCUGUAUGUCAGCAAAGUUUUGAUUUUGUUGGUUGCACAUGCAACGCUGGAUUUGUUGGCAACGGAUUUGAAUCAUUUAACGUGGCUACUGGCUGCAAUGCACAUGGAAACUGUUCAACAAAUCCUUGUGACGUAAAUGCCAUCUGUUCAUUAGCAAUCUGUUCAUGCAAGCCAGGUUUUGUUGGUAAUGGAGUAAAAAGAUCAAUAAAGGGAGGAACCCGUUGUUUGGAUCUGAACGAAUGCGUCACUUUAGAUGUUUGUGGAACAAACGAAAUAUGUAUCAAUACUCCAGGUGGAUAUAAAUGUGUAUGCAAGCCUUAUUUCCACAAACCAGUUGCAGAAGGUGCCACCUGUAUAGAGAAUACCUUCACAGACGCUCUAAACACAAAUCUAAACACAAACAAACCAUCAAAAGAAAUUUCAUCAUCUGUGACCACCAAAAAAUCCACACAGACAAAGAAAAAAAUGACAGCUCCAUUAUAUAAACCUAGCGAUACUGAAAAGAGUUCAAAAACCGAUUUGACGAUAAUGUAUAUCAUAGUUGCAUCUAUUGGAGGAAUAUUGAUUGUGAUUGCUUUAGUGGCUGUGUGUAUAUACCGGGAAAAGUCAGGUUUUAGGGAGAAAAACAAACAUAUAUCCAAAGAAGAAUCUAAUAUUUACACUUCAGGAAACGAAAAUACCUCUCUAUCAAAAUCUCCUCCUAGUAUACCAGUAAAACAAGAACCAAAUGUGAUUAUCCCGCUCGAAAGUCCAGUUCACAGCAACGGCUGCAAUUAUGAGUCCGAAGGAUAUUACACAGAAAUGAUCGAUGGCACGGACUUCCCAAAUUAUACGCAACCAAAUGUAACAGAGAGUUACGAAGUCAAUAAUAUUGAUCUGAAGCUAUAGCAAUUCAAAUUUCGAAUCGGCAAUGAAACAAACUGGCAAAUUAACAAAUGUCGAAAUUGCUUAGAACAGUAAAGACAUGCACAUGCGUUUUUGUUAUCAUGGACAUUACAAUAGACUCUAUAACUCGAACACACACAAGGGAUCACACAACCUCGAUCCCGUCGAUGAAGUUGACUCCGUAGUAACGGUUUUGGGGACUAAAAGACCCUUGGGAUGAGAUUGGGAUUAAGAAUCAUUCGAGCUAUAGAGCGUAUAAAUAAUAGAAAAUUACUCAAUUUUUUUGUAAAUUUUAUAGCCAAUCUAGCAUGGUACUAAGUUGUUAUAUUCUUUGCCUUGUAUAAUUUGUUCUCCACAGCACAGAGUUUAAAAAACGUAUAUCGAAAAUGUAUAUUUGAUAAAUACAGUGCACCGCAAUGGAGUCGUUCGACUGCAUUU